This is a messenger RNA of Verticillium alfalfae VaMs.102, 1041 nucleotides long. RefSeq names its product CAP20. The transcript has 2 exons. Lineage: Eukaryota; Fungi; Ascomycota; Sordariomycetes; Glomerellales; Plectosphaerellaceae. The record is from RefSeq and is a predicted model, not a curated record. The coding region runs from base 1 to 555 and encodes 184 amino acids.
AUGGCUCAAGUGAAUGGCGACGUGUCGAGCUCGGCUCCCAGCUCGGCAUUUGUUCAGCACCUCCUCGACUACCCCGUCGUCCACGACGGUGUCACCAGCUUUAAGCAGAACCCCUACGGCCAGAAGUCUCUCCAGCUCAGCGACUCUGCCUACAAGACCUUUGCCCAGCCCUUCAUUCCCUACCUCGCCGGCCCUUUCGAGUUCGUGCGACCUUAUCUCCAGAAGGCCGACACCUUCGGCGACCAGGCUCUGUCCAAGGUUGACCAGCAGGUCCCCUUCGUCAAGAAGCCUACAAACGAGCUGUACGCCGGCGCCAAGGGCAUCAUCGCUCUUCCUUUCAAGACGGGCGUCGAGACCAAGGACCACGUGAUCAAGACCUACUCGGCUGAGUACAAGAAACUCGGCAAUGGCAAUGACAACGUUAUCACAUACGGCAAGGCCUUGGUCAGCACAGCCUUCAUCUCUAGCAGCGAGUUCUUGACGUGGGCCAACAACGUUCUGCACUACAAGAAGGAGGAGGCCAAGGAGGCCAUCAACGAGAAGGCAAACAACUAGGCGGCAUGUGCAUUUGGCGCCGUCUUUUCAUUUUCCCUUUCCCACCUUGUUCACUGCGAAACGGACCUGCCGAGGUCAUGAUAUCCAGGCGUUCCCUUGAUCAUUUGUUCUGCGUGCUGGCUGGUCGAGGGCGCAGGGUCUUGGAUAUCCGAAUCCGCCCGUGAAAGGUGGUGUCUUCCCCCGUUGCGUCCCGGACAGUGCACGCGGCCCUGCCCAUCGUUUCUCGGCCUCAGAGUUGCUCUUUCGCUAAAUACGACUACCCGGAGCAUCUUGCUUCACUCAGCUGUCAUCUCUGCAAUGAUGUGGAUGAAGCUGGAAUAGAUGGCGAGACAGCUGUUGGCGGCUUGCUUGGCUGUGUGACUAGGUACGGCGCUCAAAAUCAGCGACGAUGGCAGGGUCAGUUUCAUACCGCACCAAUAGAUUCCCAAUUAUUUAUCAUUUCCCAGUAUAAUUAAAUACCAGAAGAGACAAAGACUGCCUAUGCCC